AUGUCUUUGGAGGGGGCCCCGCAGACACGCCCCUGUCCCCCCGGCCCACAGUCACGCCCCUGUCUCUGGAGGGGGCCCCGCAGACACGCCCCUGUCACCGGUGGGGGCCCCGCAGACACGCCCCUGUCCCCCCGGCCCACAGACACACCCCUGUCACCGGUGGGGGCCCCGCAGACACGCCCCUGUUGCCCCGGCCCACAGACACGCCCCUGUCUCCGGAGGGGCCCCCCACAGACACGCCCCUGUCACCGGUGGGGGCCCCGCAGACACGCCCCUGUUGCCCCGGCCCACAGACACGCCCCUGUCUCUGGAGGGGGCCCCGCAGACACGCCCCUGUCCCCCCGGCCCGCAGACACGCCCCUGUCUCCCCCAGACCAGACUCGGGCCCCCAUUGGACCGGACCAAAGCAUCUGCGUCUCUCGGUGGCAGCUGUGCUCUGCGUAA
Molecule: messenger RNA, 444 nt
Organism: Knipowitschia caucasica
Lineage: Eukaryota; Metazoa; Chordata; Actinopteri; Gobiiformes; Gobiidae
Source: the annotation of a GenBank genome assembly